Penicillium robsamsonii is the source of this 1671-nucleotide messenger RNA. RefSeq names its product asparagine synthetase B. The transcript is spliced from 10 exons. The coding region runs from base 1 to 1671 and encodes 556 amino acids. Gene Ontology annotation, molecular function: asparagine synthase (glutamine-hydrolyzing) activity. Gene Ontology annotation, cellular component: cytosol. The record is from RefSeq and is a predicted model, not a curated record. NCBI's taxonomy places the organism in Eukaryota, Fungi, Ascomycota, Eurotiomycetes, Eurotiales, Aspergillaceae.
AUGUGUGGAAUUUUCGCGUGCCACCAUCACCCCGAUGUGCAAAAAUUCAAGCCUACGGCUUUGCGCAUGGCCAAGGCUGUGCGCCACCGCGGUCCCGAUUGGAGUGGAAACUUCUGCGCUGAGAGCACUAUCCUGGCGCACGAGCGUCUGAGCAUUGUCGGUGUUGACUCCGGUGCCCAGCCCCUCGUCAACGAGGAUAGCAGCCUCGCCCUCGCCGUCAACGGUGAAAUCUACAACCACCGUCUCAUUCGCAAGAACCUUCACCACAAGUACAACUUCAAGACGCACUCUGAUUGCGAAGUUAUCAUCCCCUUGUAUGAGGAGUACGGUCUUGAUGCCCCCAAGCACCUUGAUGGCAUGUUCUCUUGGGUUCUUUGGGAUAAGAAGCAGGACCGUGUUGUUGCUGCCCGUGACCCCAUUGGUAUCACCAGCUUCUACCUUGGUCGUUCCUCGUCCACUCCCGGCGCCGUCUACUUUGCCUCUGAGCUUAAGUGCCUGCACCCCACCGACAGCUUGACCCGCUACUUCGAGCCCAAGUGGUGGGACCCCACCAACGUCCCCUCGACCCCGGUUGACUACAAGGUGAUCCGUCACAGCCUCGAGAAGGCUGUCCGCAAGCGUCUGAUGGCUGAGGUGCCAUACGGUGUUUUGCUGUCUGGUGGUCUGGACUCCAGCUUGGUCGCGUCUAUCGCCCAGCGUGAGACCCUCCGCAUGGCCGAAGCUGCCCGCAAUGCGCCCCCGGCCGAGACUGUGGACGGUGAGUUGGUUGGUAUUGAUGACGACAACGAGCUGUCGACCGUCACCACCUUCCAGCAGCUGCACUCAUUCUCCAUCGGUCUCCCCGGUGCCCCCGAUACCGCGGCUGCCAUUGAGGUCGCCAAGUUCCUCGGCACCAAGCACCACCCCUUCACCUUCACUGUUAAGGACGGCCUCGAUGCCCUCUCUGACGUGAUCUACCACCUCGAGACCUACGAUGUAACCACCAUCCGUGCCUCUACUCCCAUGUACCUGCUCUCCCGCAAGAUCAAGGCUAUGGGCGUCAAGAUGGUCCUGAGUGGUGAGGGUUCCGACGAGAUCUUCGGUGGCUACCUCUACUUCCACGCUGCCCCCAACCGUGAGGAGCUCCACAAGGAGACCGUCCGUCGUGUCAAAAACUUGCACUUGGCUGAUUGCCUCCGUGCCAACAAGUCCACCUCCGCGUGGGGUCUUGAGGCCCGUGUUCCUUUCCUCGACAAGGAGUUCCUCGAGACCUGCAUGGGUGUUGACCCCAAGGACAAGAUGAUCACCUCGGAGCGUAUCGAGAAACACAUGCUGCGCAAGGCCUUCGACACCACCGAUGAGCCCGAGACCGCUGCCUACUUGCCCGACAAGAUCCUCUGGCGCCAGAAGGAGCAGUUCAGCGACGGCGUUGGCUACAGCUGGAUUGACGGCCUUAAGGAUGAGGCCGAACGCCAGGUCACCGACGAGAUGAUGAAGAACCCUAAGCCCGAAUGGGGUACUGACGUUCCCGACACCAAGGAAGCAUACUGGUACCGUACCAUGUUCGAUGAGCACUUCCCUCCCUACUGUGCCGGCACUGUCGAGCGCUGGACCCCUACCUGGUCCAAGCAGAGUGACCCCAGUGGAAGAGCCAUCGCCAUCCACAACCAGAAGUAUGACAAGUCGGAGUAA